Molecule: messenger RNA, 8051 nt
Organism: Amoebophrya sp. A120
Lineage: Eukaryota; Dinophyceae; Syndiniales; Amoebophryaceae
Source: the annotation of a GenBank genome assembly
AAGUUAGUAUGCAGACCUGACUUGCUAGGAUGAUAUAAUUUGAAUUUAUCGAGGCACCGUGGUCGUACUUGUUUUCUUUUGCCGUUGACACCACGCCCAGAGCUAAUCUCCACCGAAACGCCUACAAGCGUUCUCGCUCUGCACCGCCGCUUGACGCUCAUCCGCGCAUACCGGUGCACUGCUGCGUGGCACGACUUCUGUCAGGACCCCUGUGCUGUGCUACGAUGAAUUCCGGUGCUGAUCAAUGUUCUUCAGGCGGCUCGUCACCCGCGUCCAACCCCAGGGCGCGAACUCUGUCGGCCCACGUCCGGGGCUACGAGCCGAGACCUCCACGCAGAUCGUCAUCACCACCUUCGAGAAGACACACCGUUGCAUACUACGGCAUGAACCCUGCGGACGCGAUAGAAGGUCCGGCAAACCUCCAGUUUCGCAAUGCCGCAGGAAUACCUUCUAGCUCGGAGAAUCCGUUGAAUGAGCCAGCCCCGGUGCAGGACGCGCGACAGUCCCAAAAACGCGGCAAACCUGCGCUCGAAUUACGUCGAUGCAGUCCUGCACAGCUCGCGUCUACAAGGACCCCGCUGGCGAUGCGCACAAUUGUUGCUGGCCGGAAAAACACCACUUCAGGAGGGCGUGCAUCAUUCCCUGCAGCAACGGGAGGGGCGAGCAGCAAAGAGAGUGCGUCCUCUUCAGCGAGUGGGGUUGGGGUUGUGGAUCGGCAGACGGGGUGCAACGUGCUCCCAUUCGCUGAUGUUUCGCGGGUCAAGCGAAACCCCCACCGCAAGGGGCUGGGAAGCCCCGUCGAGCGCAACCCGUUUGACUCAGAGAACAUGAUAAAAGCGGCGGCAAGUAAACGGGAAAGCAUUCAGUCCGGUCUGUUCGAAAUCGCGCGAGAUGGCGAGCGCCAGCUAGAAGUCGGAGUUGACGCACAUCCCACUGCGGCAGAUGCGGAAACAGCAGAGGUGACACAUGCGGGCGAUACCUUCGAAAGCGAAGCGGCCGCGGAGAACGGAACAGCCGGAGAGCAAGAUGAGUUCGUCAAGAACGCCACCAAGAACCCGUGCUCCAUCACGAAAAGCAGCGCUUUUCAACAACCAAACACAUUUUCUACUUGUCGCAAACCCAGCGCGAGAAGAACUUCUUCCGUCUCCUUCGAUUUGAACGCUGCCCGAGCGGAACACGACGGCGGUGACUCGGAUGGUGACUCGGCUGCUUCGUCGGUUGACUACUUGAUGGGGAAGUUGGAAAAGACGCUCGCGCAUGACGUCAAGCUAAGCGAGAAGCCUGGCGCUGUCCGGAACCAGAUCUGGCUCUCGAAGCUCCCGCUGAAGACGCAGGAUACCAUCGUAAAUUUUUUCUCGAAGCUUGAAGACUACAAGCUGCAGGAUUCGUUUGAGGAGGAAUUUUCAGAACUCAGUGGCGCAGAGGUCAAGAGAAGAUUGGAUUUUUUCGGAAAGCUGAAGGAAGUCGCCAUUGACGAAGAUAUUUUUCUCGAGGAGGUGGGCAAGAGUAAUGGGGCGCAGAUCACAAGCGCUUUGGAGUUUCUGCAAGUCCUGAACAUGAUGGCAGAAGUCGGGGUUUGGGACGAUGAAAAGGAGAACUUUACACAGGACACUAGGCAAAGUGUAGUUUCGCCCGAGCGCCCAUCGCUCGUACCGAUUGCAGAGGUGGACCGUGUGAAUGAUGACCUCGCUCAACGCCGCAGCGACCAGCGUUCCUUGGACCGGGAGCGCGCAAUGCACCAAAUCACAGAAAUAGAUCCGCGUGUGGCUGCAAUUUUCCAGAACAAGCCGACGAGCAGUGGGUCUUCUUCUUCGUCUUCUUCAUCCGCCGCUUCUGCAGUCGGUGCCGCGAAUACCAGCGCAGUACACCUCUGCUUCCCCAAGAUCAGAUCUAACCACACACUUGGAGCGCCGUCGCCCACCCUCCCCGUGGGUGUUUUUGUCAGCGACACGGUGGAUCAGGUGAAGGAUUUGCUGAGGAGGGUGAUUUUAACGGAGGAGUUGGCCGACACGAUACGCGAGCACACACGGGGCGAAUUCAAAGAGAUCUUCCGUCUCCUGCAACGCAACACGAUCAAAGUGGGUAUCAUGCUUGAUCGGUUCGUCCAGCGGCGCAGCGAAGAGCUCGGCAUUCCCGUGCGGAAAUAUAGAGGCUGGACUCCGCAGGUCGCAGUCGAUACGAAGAACGGCGGCAUCGUCAUGCCGGGCGCAGCACAAGCACACGACAAAUCCAGGAGCGAGCAGCCUGCUGCCGUUGACGAACAAGCUGCUCCCGUUUCGCAACUGGAAGGAGGCGCUGAAGGAGAAAGAGUUGAGGUUCAAAGGCCAUCGGAAGAACGACCGAGAGCAGCAAAGACUUCGCUGCCGGACCCUGGCAAUAGAUCAUCCAGCGACAGGAGCCUCGGCCAAGCAAUAGCAUCCAAGAGCGCAUCCGAAGGCGGUCCACCCGAGAGGAAAUACCGUUCUGCAAGCGAAUUAGACAACGUGAAGAAUGCAUCAGGAGAAAAUCGAUCUGUGAAGCAAGAGGCGGGGUGUGGGCGAGAGGACCUGGCCCUCCUUCUGGAGUACGAAAUAACGACGACGCACGUCGUGGCGGUGCAGCCGCAGUUGCCAAGUUCCGCCUCUCACGAAACUGGUCUCGUGGUGUCCGCACCUGGACUGGCAGACGCCCGAUCCGGCGGAAAGGAGAAGAGCGAUGACCUCAGCGUGCGGGAAAGCGUGCAAGAGAAAAAAGCGAAGGAAGUUGUAAAGGAGAACGAAAAUAAGCAGCGACAGGAUAAACUAGGUGCCCAGUCUGAUCAAAAACGGCAAGGAGGGCACUUUCAGCAGGAAAGAGUCAACCAGCGUGAUCAAAGGGCGCCGAAAGAAUCGGCUGCGCAAGACGAGGAUGUAGAAAUGUCCGACGUCUCUGCGGAUGUUGGCAACGACGUCGCCAUGGGAUGUGCCAACCAGGAAUUCGAGCCCGGAGAGGAGAGCAAUAAAGAAGGUGCUACUGAUAGAGCAGGAGCGGAAAGUGACAAAGAAGAAGCGAAACAAUGUCAGCAUUCGGCCACUGCAGCAGUGUCGGACGGAUCAGCAAAAAAUGCAGAGGAGCUCGCGCAGCAGGAUAGUGCAGCUGCUGGAGCGCCGCGAGGUGCCGCGAUAUCGGAUUUCGAGGCAGUAUCGGCAGGAGAAGAGCAACGAGAUUCAGAAAGGCAUGGCCGACGACAAUCGGAGUCGCAAAAACGGGUAGAGUGCAGCAAUGCAGCGGCGAGGGGGAUCGAGAUGCCGGCCAGUGUGGUGACCAGCGCCGCACCGCAAUCUCGCGCUGCAGCACCUACUGGCCCGCGAACGGCCAUUCACGACGACAGCAAGGGCGAAAGUUCGUCCGAGAAGAAAAUGCCGACAGGGUUGUCGGAAAAAGCAGGAGGAUCCACCACCGAGCAUAAACUAUCUUCAAGCAUUCCGACUAGUGGCCGCGGAAGCGAUGCCGUGGUACAGGAGCAGAAUGCUGUGACACGAGCGUCUGUGUCGAAUGCGGAGCAGGAAGUGAACAUACCAAAAAGAUGCGACCCCAACCUGUUGAAAAGCAACGAACCUGGCACGUCGUCUUCGUCGUCCGGAAAGGAAGUUCACACGACAGGGCGUGCUGACCCGAAACCCGUCGGACACAGAGUACAAAAAGAGGGCCUCGAGCAGGCUACUGCGACCGGUAGUCAUCCUCGAGGUGUGCCGGACGUUACGGGUAGUCUCGAUGACAUCAAGGAAGCUGGACAAGAAAAGGUUGCCGCUGGUGCCGACGAUCGCCGUGGGAUUUUGCAGCCAGGUGUCCCGCACAUGCAGUCCCAGCGGGCGAAGAGAGUCGCGGAAGACCGAGCCUUGUCCGGGGUUGGGGCAACCGAUCAAGUACCUGUAGAGGCGUUCUCAAGUUUCACUCCUGGCACGGCGAGAGUUGAAAAAGAGCAGACCUUGCAAGCAGUGAAAGGUCCUCGUGCACGACCACCCAUGUUGCAAAACAGCGAAAAGAAGGGAGAGAAACAAGAGCAUGAUCAUGGUCGGUCAGAUCCUAAGUCCACAGCUGCGAUUCUCCACCAACCAACACGCGGUGCAGAGGCAGGCUCACAAGAAGUGGCGGAAUACAACAAGAAGCUUGACGAUUGCGAUCUAGUCAUGACGGUAAUUGCGAUGCGUAUAGGAAAACACCUGGGAUUGGGCGAUGCGAUUAGCAAAGCACCUGAUUUUGCGGAGCUGGUACCAGCACUGACUAAUGAUGAAUAGCCUGCUCGUAGUACUGAGUAUAUUGAUUUAUGGUUUUGCAUUUGCUUCAUUCUUGAAUCAAAAUCGCAGUCUACGUAUGCUAACUACCAUAUCCGAUGCUCCUUUGACACUGCUCGUUGACGGAAAACCACGGAAAAACCAAACCCAUUGUGCAGCAAGCUUUCGCCAGUACGUGCCGAAUUGCAUUUCGUAGCUGGAAAGCUAAUGACCUUGCGCCGUCACGUCUGGAGCUGCGAUUCAUGGCGGGCCCAUUUCUCUUUGUCUUGACGAAGAUCCAACGGCAGUAAGCCCUUUUGGUUGUUGAUGCGUGAAGAUGUUUUGUGAAACGUGCUUGUACUCAAGUAGGGUUAGAAAUUGACUUAAAGCUUGGCGCAUGCCUGUGCUCUUCUUUACUGUACGAAAAAUGCCCCUGGAACAAUCUUCCUACUAUCAACAAACACCCAGGACUCUCUUCGAUUUGUUGCUCUUGUCGCGGUCGGUCACAGCAGGAAAGUCUGACCUCAAGGACGACGACGCUUCGCUUGUUGGUCCGCUGCUGGGUGCGCGAAGCAAGACGGAGAAGAAGCUGGUUGGGGAGUGUCCCGGAGGCGUGGAGCGGUUUGACUUUGCACUGCACGACGCGGCGAUGAGCACUGGCGACAAGAAGACAUCACAAAAGGCGGGCUCUUCGUUGAACCGUUUCAGGGUCUUUCACGUGAUCUUGGCAAUCGCCCACGUCGUUCGCAUCCAAGCUUCCAAGGGCGGGAACACGGUGCCCGGAGCUUCGUUGCUCGAUCGGUCCAACUAUCCUAAGUAAAAACGUACCCACACCAGAGUUAGGAUGGGGAUUUUGCAACACAAACCUAGGAGUUUUGUGAGUCACGCAUGACAAGUUGCGCUCUGCAGUGUAGUGCAGGUUAGCAAGUGCAGCCGCGUCACAAAUCCAGCUGCUCAUCCUGUUCACAGCAUCACAAAUUCCCAAACCCGAUUGGAAAUGGCUCUCAUGGGGAUGCGCAUUACAAGUCUUCCUGUCUUUGCAAAUCUGCAUUACAACUCUGGUGUGGGUACGUUUUUACUCAGGAUACCAACCUUCGUGAUCCGGUGCGGAAAUUUGUCAACCUGAAGCUGGCCGAAUAUCCUGAGUAAAAACGUACCCACACCAGAGUUGUAAUGCAAAUCUGCAUGCUGAAAAUGUUUCUCAUGCGGAGCCUCAUGAGGAGCAUUUUCUAGUCGUGUUUUGCAAUUUGUCAUGCUCCAAUCAGCAUUGUAUGCUAGAUCUGUGAUGCUGCUGAGCUAGCUCAAACAGCACUACACUACGAAUCCAAAUUUGUCAUGCAAAACAGCCAAAACUUGUGGAUUUGUCUAGCCGAUUUCCCAUCUUGACUGUGUGGGUACGUUUUUACUCAGGAUACCGAAAAGAUUGCGAACAACCUCUUCCCGCAUCUGGCUGGCACAGUCUGCGACUGCGGGCGCGACGACCCGGUUUUCAAGGAGAAGAUGAAUAAGUACUUACAACUUCUACUCGUCUUACAAAUUCAAAGAAACCAAAACCGAUUGAAUACAGUUUUUGAUUUUUUCAUCACCUAGAGCGAAUGCGAAAGUCAAUCGAUUCUUAAAAGGAAAUCCAUUUUCUAUUCCAGGGUGCAAGCGGGGCUCCAGGGCAUGAUUCAGAGAAAACACGUUGAACGCGUCGAGGUGACGGAGCUGGAGAAGGUUUGUUGUCAUGAGGGAGAAGAGUGCGACGCGUCAGGAUAUGCCUUCGAGUUCGUGUCCGUUUUAUACGAGCGGGAGGAGGACCCACCGAGGCACUACUGGACUUGCUUCGCGCCGCCCCGCUUUACAGGUGCUACCUCUACCGCGACGUCAAGCAGCGUGCCGCCUGCGAAAGUCAGUGCGAAAACACAGAGCGUUGGUUUUGCUCCUGGGAAAGAAACGGCGCGAGGAGAACCGCUGGUUGCAGGAGAAGAGAAGAAGUUCGCGAAGAUGAAGGUAGCAAAUAAAAGUAACGCAUCGAAGUCAACAAUCCAAGGAGGAGCUACGAGAGGGGACGGGAAAUCGAUCGCGAAGACGGCUGGACUUGUUAACGGUCCGACUUUUUCCAAGUCUACAAGCGACGCUGGCCCGGGGUCGAAUAAACACGGCAUUGCAGCUGCACCGUCGUCUUCAUCAUCCGACUUGCUCGGAAAUAGUAACCCAUUUGCCAUUCAUCAGCGGAGCGGCGGCAAAUCGGUACAAAAGUUUUUUGAUCUGUACAAAGACACGUCGUGGAGCACUGCGGGAGACGGCGUGAAAGAAGGUUACAGCAUCAACGUUUACGAGAAGUCGAUCAAUCUUUACGACCACUCCCUCGUGUACGCGGGUGGCGCGGAGAAGGUACAUUAAUGAAGAGUGACCUUCUGAUCAUGCUUGAUAUGAGUAUAGUGCAGCUUGCGGAUCAGUACACAGUUGAGCAGCCUGCGUUUGAAGUCUGAUCGUGCAGUUGAAGAAAUGAUAAUUAACCACUACAUCAAACACUAACAGGGCCGUAUUCAGGUGAAGAAGGAAGCCUUUAGUGACGGCAAAAAUCCGGACUUGUUGAUCGUGAAGUCCGAGGAAAAUCCGGUGAAAAGUAGCACAGUGCCUUGUGGUCUGCGAUUCGGCAGUGCGCCAAACUGCAGUGGAGUGCAAAAGGAACUACUUCGGAGUCCGGAAAUACACGUCCGGACGCAGCCGGGCGCCAACCCCGAGACGUUCCUCUUGAGCAAGAAGUUAACGAAGCGCUACUACGUCAAGCCGACAAGCGCCGCUCCAUCGCAAAGUGAAAAAGGAAAAGCAGUCAAGUCUACCGGUAGUGCACUUGCCGGAAGUGGGACGAAGCAACCAUUUCAGGAAGACGAAGUCGUGGACAAGUUCUUUCGGGAGUGGGCCGGAACUCAGUGGAUCUCCAAAGCAAGCAAAGCGGAGAAACUUGCCACCGGACAGUACUCUGUGCGAGUAAUGGCUGGCACAGUGGAGCUCUGCUACGAGAACAAGGUACAAGUCACCAAUUGUAUGCGCAUUGAAGAUGAAGUUGUUUUUUUUUGGUCGUCAUUCCUCGCACUUCGUGCACUUCUUUAUCGAUGAACGCAAAAUAUUGUUCUCAGGUUGUUGAAGUCGUCGGAAAAGCUGAAUUUUCUGCGGUGGAGGCUGGGCUCAUCGAGUUGAGUAAGGACACCUGCAGAAUUCGAUCUAUCACAUAUGCGAAAGAGGACGCCCUGGACCGCGAGAGCUGGGAAUUUCUGGCUACGAUUACGGUGCCACCAACUGCCGCGUCUGCGCCAAGCACGGGCUCGUCGAAGAAGAACUCGGACUGUUUCUACGUCGAGUUCAGCUACGCGCGGCCGGCUAAAAUUUCUAGAAAAUAAGCUUGUUUGUUUGUACUGCGGGUUUUGGGUUCUUGUGCGGGUUUUUGAAGUUUUGGGUUUCACAGAUUUGCUUGCUGCAGAGGCCUAUGCACAAACAUGAUUACAAAUAGCGAUAGCAUGUUUUUCAAUUGAAUAAUGACAGGUCACAUUCGAAUUUUCAUCAUUUUUUGGCUUCAAGACAAUGAAUCAUUGAAUUGCUUCACCGAGUUUUUUAAAUUAUGGUUUAGCUUUAGGGUACAGAGACAUAUGCAUAAGUUUCUGAAUAGUUUCAUUUUGCUUUUGGUUUAGGGUUCAUGAAAAUCCUCACGAUUUGAACAGUUUAGACGGGUACGGAACACAGCAGAUUCAUGAAGAUAUUGCAAAAUGCACCUUUAAUUCGCAAACGCAACAUUUUAGAUUUUGUCAACUGCUUGAAAUUUUAGCAACAGCCUUC